AUGACAGAAACAAAGUUCCACAAGCCUCCAACAAGUCAGACGGCUUCCCAACCCAAUGGCAGUCCAACCCCCUCAUUGGAUGCCAGAGAGGUCAAGCAAGUCAACACUGGCCAAUGUGAUCCCUGGGCUGAUCAUCAACCUAAUGCGCCUAUACCCGGAUGUGUCGCACCCUUGUCCCCCGGACAUGACAUGGGCUCUCCACGUUUAUCUCUAGAAGACACAGAAGAUGGGGAUGCCGUUGAUGAUAUCCAACCGUGGGAAAAAGAGCUUGCAGCGGGCGAGUGGUUUCGGACCCUGGUACUGGAGCUCACGACAUACACGUUUGAAAAGUUCAGGAUUUGGAAGGAAAGGUUGGAACGCAUCUCACCAAUAAAGGAUGAAAUCAGUUUCUCAGAACGCUUCGGACCUUCAUUUGUACAACCAGCGACGCACACACAGACAGGUGAUGAGUAUGACCUCAUCAGAGAGGGAUUGGUGUCGUCAUCCUGUCCAAGUUCCUCGGCAGUAUUUUUAUAUCUCGCUUGUCCCUUUUAUGUUUAUGAUCAUGAACAAUGUCGAGAGUGUCUGCUUACAGGCGAUCUUCGAAAUAUCGAGGAUCUGGUCGAGCAUUUGUUCCAGUGUCAUUCACGCCUAUUAUACUGCCCGCACUGUUACGAGACUUUUGAAAGUCAAAUCAGCCGCGAUGAUCACGUUUUGGAGGAAAAGUGCCAGAAGCGCGUUCCGAGCCAGAUAUUUGGGCUAUCAGAGAGUCAGAAGGUGAAGUUGUUUGAUGUUGACAUAGAAUCUCAAUGUAUCGAUCAACAGGCACUUUGGUUUCGAAUUUGGUCUAUUGUAUUUCCCGAUACAAUGGAGCCUCAGUCAUGGCUUCUAGAUCGAGACCCCGGGUUGAGCAUCUCCAUGAUGCGUGACUUCUGGAACUCUAAUGGACUUAAAUAUAUUGCACAGUUUCUGGAAGAUCGGAGAAUAUCACAAGAGAAUUCCACAAAGCUUACCGAUAUGCUGUACCAAAGGGUUCUGAAGGACCUAUUGACUGGCGUCAUGAACGAGCGGACAUGUUCCUGGACUGCGCUUGCUCCGGGGUGA
Fusarium fujikuroi IMI 58289 is the source of this 1083-nucleotide messenger RNA. RefSeq lists its product as uncharacterized. NCBI's taxonomy places the organism in Eukaryota, Fungi, Ascomycota, Sordariomycetes, Hypocreales, Nectriaceae. The transcript has a single exon. The record is from RefSeq and is a predicted model, not a curated record. Bases 1 to 1083 code for a protein of 360 amino acids.